Messenger RNA from Acanthosepion pharaonis, 2034 nucleotides. The record is from the annotation of a GenBank genome assembly. NCBI's taxonomy places the organism in Eukaryota, Metazoa, Mollusca, Cephalopoda, Sepiida, Sepiidae.
AUGGUUUUUCUUUACAAUGUGUCAUGUCUUUCAUGGUUUUCUUUCUUCCAAUGUGUGAUGCACAUGUCUUCAUAUCAUGGUUUUUCUUUCCUUCCAAUGUGUGAUGCACAUGUCUUUCUUGCUUUUUCUUUCCUUCCAAUGUGUGAUGCACAUGUCUUCAUGGUUUUUCAUUCCUUCCAAUGUUUUGUCUUCAUAUCUUGCUUUUUCUUUCCUUCCAAUGUUCAUGAGUUAUGCAUUGCUUCAUCUAAUUGCUUUCUUCUUUCCUGUAUAGUGAUACAUGUUUUUACAUCCCUUUUUUUCUUCUCUCUCUUUUCAGCAUAUGAUGAUCAAGUGGAUGUACCAAACAGACAUAAUAUGAAACUAUUCUUUGAUAGUCUCAAACAUUAUAAUCUGAAAAUAGGUUUGUGGGUUGAUCUUACAAACACCAACAGAUUUUAUGACCAAGAGGAAAUCACCAGAACAGGUUGCAAAUAUUUUAAGUUAAAAUGCCGUGGUCAUAGUGAAACUCCACAACCAGAACAAAUUAAUAUAUUUAUUGAAGUGUGCAGCAGAUUUUUGGAAAAUAAUCCAAAUGAAAUUAUUGGUGUUCACUGCACUCAUGGGUUUAACCGAACAGGUUUUCUUAUAGCUGCCUUUUUAGUUGAACAAGAAUCCUGGAGUGUUGAUGCAGCUGUCCAAGCAUUUGCUGUUUGCCGACCCCCUGGGAUAUACAAGCAAGAUUAUCUGAAUGAGCUUUUCAAGCGUUAUGGAGAGGAAGAUGAAACUCCAGAGGCUCCAGCACUUCCUGAUUGGUGUACAGAAUUUGAUGGCACGGAAGAUGUAGAUGAUGAUGGAAAUGUUGUAAAAAAUGGAGAAUCUUCACAUUCAGGCCAUUCAGCUGGAAGUGGAAAUAGAAGAGGCCGAAAGGAAUUUUUUAACAAGAAUGCCAAGUUUAUGGAUGGUGUCAGUGGAGUGACUCUUGUCACAAAUCAACCUCGUCUUUCGCAAAUACAACAGAAAUGCCAAAACAUGUGUGGCUGGAAAUCAACUGGCUUUCCUGGAGCUCAACCCGUUUCCAUGGAUAACCAGAAUCUCAUCUUUCUCAAACAGAAACCCUACAAGGUCAGCUGGAAAGCAGAUGGUGUAAGGUACAUGACGCUAAUUGAUGGUGCCAAUGAAGUCUACAUGAUUGAUCGAGACAAUUCUGUGUUUCACAUUCCCAACCUUGAGUUUCCUCGGCGGAAACAACCAGAUGAACAUAUAUGUAAUACACUAAUAGAUGGGGAAAUGAUUAUGGAUAAAGUUGGUGAUAAAUAUGUACCAAGGUAUUUGGUUUAUGAUAUUGUUAAAUUUGAGGGAAUUGAUGUUGGAGGGACACAUUUUGACCGUCGUUUACUCUGUAUACAAAGAGAGAUUAUUGGACCAAGACACAUGAAGAUGCAACAAGGACUGCUUGACAAAAGCAAAGAACCUUUUAGUGUUCGUGCCAAACAGUUCUGGGAUAUUCAAACAGCCAGAAAACUGUUAGAUGGGAAAUUUGCCAAUGAAGUGAGUCAUGUAGUUGAUGGACUCAUUUUCCAGCCUGUUGCAGGGAGAUACAUGCAUGGGCGUAAUAAUGAUAUUCUUAAGUGGAAACCUGCUUCAGUGAACUCUGUUGAUUUUAAACUAAUGAUUUACAAAGAAAACAAACCAGGGAUGCUACCUGAAACAAAAGGCUAUUUGUUUGUUGGUGGAAAGGAUAGUCCAUUUGCUGAGAUGAAGGUUUCUCGAGAAAUGAAAGAACUUAACAACAAAAUUAUUGAGUGUGCUUGGGAUUCUGAGAAACAUUGUUGGAAAUUCAUGCGACAACGAACUGACAAAUCCUUCCCUAACAGCUACAACACAGCCAUGGGUGUUUUUAACAGCAUCAUGUAUCCAGUGAUCAAGGAAGUUCUGUUAAACACUAUAGAAAUGGGGCGGUGGAUGCCACCUGCUCGUCAUCCGCCUGCAGAGAAAAGAAAAGCAUUACCAAUUUCAAGGGAUCAGGAACUAAUGCCACCUCCCAAAAAAGUAUAA